Paramecium sonneborni is the source of this 7134-nucleotide messenger RNA. Lineage: Eukaryota; Ciliophora; Oligohymenophorea; Peniculida; Parameciidae. The record is from the annotation of a GenBank genome assembly.
AUGUUAUUUAUAUUUUUGAUCUUAACUUAAGUCUACACUUUGGAUAUUUGUAGGUAACUCAAUAGUUAUGAAACAUGUGUAGGUUCAAGGACUGAAUAUUGUAUAUUAAUAAAGCUUAUUGAAUUUAGGUCGAUGGUUUCCACAUUAACGAUAUUGUAGAACAUCAGAUGAUCUAAUGUUAGGAUGUGAUUAAAAUCUUAGUAUUAAGUUAUGUACAAGGUAAGUAAGUACACCAAUAGGUUUAUAAGCAUUAUGCAUUUUUGAUUUUGAAUGCCGCAAUAUUAAGGAUAUAAGUAAAGUGAAAUGCAAUCAAAAUUUAAAUAAAUAUGGAUGUAUGGGUAUAGUGAAUUCGGAUGAGCUUUGUAAAUGGGAGGAUCAGUAGUGUAAAUCAUUAUCUGCUGAAGAAUUAGCUAAUUUAAAUGUUAAUUUCCCUAAUCUAAUUUUGAGUAUGUCAGUAUGUCCUCUUAUUAAUGGAUAUUUGAUAGCUCAUAGUAAUUUUUUAGAUUCUUAAUAAUUAAAUGAUCCGACAGAUUAUAUUUUAUUAGCAUCAAUGGAUGAAUUUAAUUAAACUCUAAAAACUUAUGAGGAAGGAGAAUUACAGAAUAAUUAUGUAAACUCAUAAGGAUAAUUUAUUUGGUAUGUUCCACAAAAACAAUCUUAGUAUAAUACUUUAAAUUUAUUAAUAAAUGACUAAACAAGAGUUGGAUGUAUAGGUUUAGAUAUUUCUGAUGACUUAAUGUUUAGAGCACUUUUCAAUAUAAAAAAUCAAAAGGUAAUAUUUGGUAUCAAUUAAAUAUAUUGUCAAUACAUUAAUAUCAAUCCAUUUAUAUCUGAAGUUAGUGUUUAUGCUAAUAAUAAAUGUGAAAUUCUUACAUUAGAUGAAAUUUAAUAAAGAACUGAUUACAAAUGUGAAAAUUAAGGUAGAUUUACAUGUUAAAUAAGUCCUAAAUAUUUAGAUUGUUAAGUUAUCUAACCAAUUAAUUAUUAUGAGAAUUAGUGUAUUGAAGUUAAAAAUCAACCAGAAAAUAGUGAUUGCAGACCUUUGAUUGGUUUUGCAACUCAUUAACAAUGUAGUAAGAGUUAGAAAUAUUGUUUUUUACACUUUAAUAAUAAAUAAGGAUAUUGUGAUGAUGGCUGUCACAAUUUAAUUACAAAGAAUGAUUGCAAUAAGAAAUCAAAUUGUUAUUGGAUUGAAGAAGAACUAUUAGCAUUUGUUAGAUGCAGUCCAUUAUAAGGAUGCACUUAAAUGGGAUUAAGUAAAAUUUAUUGUGAAACUUUGGCACUGCCUUGUAUUUGGACUUAAAAUUAAUGUUAAUAUGGAGAUCUAAGAAUAUUAACAUGUUCUGAAGCCAAUACUAAAUAUAGUUGUAGUAAUGUAUAACGAUAAGAUCAAUUAUGUAUAUGGUAUAAUAAUUUAUGUAUUAAUACUUUAACACACUCUAUUUUCAAAAAUUAUUCCUAAUUACCUGAAAAUCUUGUAAGGAAUAGAAAUCAAUGUUUAAUGUAAGAUUAAGCAUUGUAUAGAUUUAAUGAAAUUACAAAACAAUGUUAAAAAGAUUAUAUUUUAGAUACAUAGGAUUUAUCAAACAUAAAUAAAUAUUUUUGUUUGUCUUUAUAACUAAAUUCAUAAUGGGAUUAUGAAUAAUAGAAAUGUUAAUUGAUUGAACCACUUCAAUAAUGUGAUAAUCGAUUAAGCAUCAAUCCUAAAUUGUGUUCUUACUCAUAAAACUGUAUUUAUGAUCAAAUCAAAUAGACUUGCACAACAUAAAGUUCUUAAAUAUCAUGUAAUACUGUUGGUUUAAAUAAAACUCUUUGUCUCUCCAAUCAAAAUGAACUUUGUUAAUGGAUUAACAACUCAUGCUCAACUAUUAAAACAUUUGAUAAAUGUAUUUAAUUAGUCAAUGUUUCUCCUUAUGCAUGUUCAAUGAUAGAGAAUGAAACAUGCUCUUAUUAAGAUGGCUUUUGCAUUAUUAAUAUUAAGAUCAAUAACACAUGUUAAUAAUUUAUGAAUAAAAUUUAAUGUUAAAAGUAAUAGAAUCAAUGUUAUUAUGAUCUAUUCAAUUGUAAAUAAAUUGACGAUUCAAAUCUAUAUACAAUAUUGAAUUGUAAUGGUCUAACAAGGUCUGCUUGUGUCAUAAAUCGAAAAUAUUCAUGUAUCUGGAAUGAUACUUAAUGCUAAGAAUAUAAAGAAUAGUAUUUUGAUGUUUGCGAUAAUUAUGUCAAUGAAAAGGCUUGCCAAUAAAAAAUACAUAAUGGAAAAUUAAACAUUAAACAUUUUUGUUAAUAUGAUGAAAAUUAAUCUAAAUGUUUAUAAAACAAUGCUCCAAUUAUUGAUUGUGGAUCAACCUUAAAAAUCAAUAAACAUAGAUGUCAAUCAUUUACUCAAUCAAAAUGUUAUUUUUAUAAUCAUCAAUGUUUGCCUCUCUCUUCUGAUCCUACUUACAAUACCUUAUAAUUAAAUACUUUAAAAUGUUCUGAAGUUAAUGUGGAAGUAUGCACUUUAAUCAAAACUUAAGAUUAAAUAUGUAUUAUUCUAGAGAGUGACUCUUUUAAUACUUGUAUUGAUGUUUCAUAAACUCAAAAAUAUGUUGGACUAUAUAUAUGUACAAAUAUCCAAACUAAUUUGACUGGAAAUCCUUAAAUUUGUAGCUUAGCAACUGAUAAUUGCUAUUAUGAUUCUGACACCAAAAAUUGUUUAUAAUAAACUGAUCAAAAUGUUCUUUAUAAAUGUGAUGACAUCAUCAGUAAAUCUUUAUGUCUAAAAUAAACUAAAUAUUAAUGCAUAUUUAUAAAAAACAAAUGCUAAUAUUACAAUAAUUCAUUUAAUUAAAUUGAUUGUGAAUUUAGAAACAUUUACAGUUGUGAAACUAGUGGUAAAAAUUGCAUUUGGAACUCAACAGAUAAUUUAUGCUAAAAUUCAAAUAGUUAUUGUCCUAUUAAUUAUAUUUAAAGCCAUAAAGUAUGCUAAAAUGGUAGAGGAUAUUGCUUCAAUGGAAGAUAAGGUUGUGUCAGUGGAAAAUUAUUGAGAGAUUUACCUUGUAACAUAGCUUUAAGUUAACAAUUAUGUGUUGGUUAAAAUCAUAUGUGUUUAUGGUUAAAUAAUAAAUGUAUUUCUUACCCUGAUCAUAUUAAAUUUUGUCAUCAAUUAACUACAGAAAAUGAUUGUCUUUCAAUUCAACACUUAAGUUGUGUAUUUUACAAUUCUUAAUGUUUAGAAGAUAGUACUUAAAAAUAAUUAUCUUAUCGUUAUGAUAAGGAAUCCUAUCAAUAUUGUUUUAAUUUACAAUACAAUGUAUAUACAAGUUCUGAUAAAUGUAUUUAAGUACUAGGAGAUUUGUAAAAAUUAUAAAUUGAUAUUGAAAAUGCUUUUAAUAUGCAAUGUGAAUAAACUUCUAGCAUUAUUAAUUGUAUUCAUUAAAGAUCCUCAUAAUGCUCUUUUAUUGGAUAGAAAUGUAUUAAAAGCACUUUAUCAUAAUGUAUAUAAGAAGAAGGUGUUUUCCAUUCACCUUAAACUUGUUUAAUUCUACCUAAUUGUUUUUGGUAUUCAAAUAAACUUGGAUAAGGUUUCUGUUAUUAAAAUCAAUUAAGUUGUGAUAAUAUUUAAUUAAAAUCACUCUGUUUAAGUGAUUUCGGACUCAAUUGCAAAUAUGAUAAUAAUAAAUGUUAAACUGCUGUAUUUACAAAUUGUGAUGAAAUUUAGAAUCAACAAGUAAAUUAUUAGACUUGUUAAUAAUUGUAACCUAACUGCUUUUAUGAUUUUUAAAAUCAUCUUUGCAAGAAAAUUACAAGAAAUAUAAUUGAAUGUCAAAAUGCAAUUGAAUUAUAUGAUUGUGUAUUUUCAUAUUAAAGAAGUUGCUUAGUAAUAUAUGAUAAUGAUAAUGUAUAUUAAUCAUGUUAAAUUAUUAACAAUACUUCCUACAAUUUGAACAAUAAUUUACACUCCUGUUUAAUGUUAACAGAUGAUUACUAUAAAUAUAAUUUAAAAACAUAUAAAUGUGAUUAAAUAACAAAUGAGGCAAUUAUUGAAGAUUGUUCAAAUAUCAAUAAAAAUACAUGUCUUAAAUUAACCUAAGAAUUUUAAUGCAUUUGGUAUAAUAAUAAUUGUUAAUAUUACUAAAAUGAAGAGGAUUUAUAGUGUAAUCAAUUAAACAAAGAUGUAUGUUUAAAUUACACUUUUAAAAAAUGUAUAUGGUUGAAUGACGAAUGUGUUGAAUUUAACAAUUAGAGUGAUCCUAACAUACUUUAUUCUCAUGGUUAUUGUUUAGGUAUCAAUCAAUUGUGGAACAAUUUGGAUUAUUCUUGUUUUACUACAAGUGAUUAACUUAUAAUAAUUUAAUGCAAUAAUUUUGGAUAUAAUAAAUUAUCUUGUUUAAAUUAAAAUUAUAUAGAAUGUUAUUGGAAUUAAUAUUAAUGUACUGAAAAAAUAAAUAAAGCUGAUAUUGCUUGUAACAAUAUAUCAAAUUAUAAUUGUGAUUUAGCAUUUAAUUGUAGAUGGAAUACAAAUGCAAAUGAAUGUUAAAAUAAUUCAGCUAAUAAUUUAGAAUGUUCUGAGUAUACUUAUCAUAGUUGUAAAGAAAAUAGUAAUAAAAAUUGUUUGAUAAAUCCCUCUACAAAUAAAUGUUAGGAAAUUUAAAUAACUUCUGUAGUUUUAUAACAUUGUCAUGAUUAUUUAAGUUUUCAAUUAUGUAAACUAGUAAAAAAUCAGAUUUGUACUAUAUACAAUAAUAUGUGUUAGGAAUGGACACCUCGUUUGUUUGAUUGUAUUUAUAUAUAUAAUCAAUAUGGUUGUAUGUAUGCUCCUAUAGCUUGUUAAUGGUUGGAUAAUUAAUGUCAAAAUAUUAACCUUAGUAAUAAAUUUUUAUGCAAAGAUUUGCCAAAAUCUUAUAAUAAGAAGAGUUGUCAGAUUUAGAGUAUAGAUAAUUGUGAAUUUGAUGAUUUUCUACUAUAGUGUUCAAUUAAAAUAGUUUAGAUGGAAGAUUUGAAUAAUAUUCAAUUAGAUAAUUAAGUAGAUGUGAAUCAUAAAUAGUGUGAAAAUGAACUUGAUUAUAAUGAAUGUUUAACAAACUUAAAAUAUUAAUGUUAAUGGUCAAAUAAUUAAUGUAUUGAAAGUGAUUUAAGUUAAUGUUAGAAUUAAAGUUACUUAAGUUGUUUGAAUAAUAAUAGUAGUUGCAAAUGGAGAUAUUCAAGAUGUUAUGAAUUUGAUGAAAAUGAAAAUAUAGAAGAAACACCAACACUUAUAAGUCCAAAAGUUUGUAGUAAAUUAAUGAGUGAGAAGAGUGUUAAAUAUUCUUCAGUUGUAUUUUCAUGUAUUUAGAGUGAUUCUGAAAUAGAUGAUUGUGAUACAAUAGGUUUAAAUUAUAAAGCUUGUUAUAAUAUAAAGAGAUCAUAAUGUCAAUUUAUAAAUAAUAAUUGUUAAUUCUAUAAAUUGGAUGUUAAAUAUUCAUAAUGUUCUCAAUAUUAAAAUAUAAAUUCAAAAGUAUGUUCUAAUUUAUAGAUAUCUUGUAAAUAUAAUGAAUAAUUACAUCAAUGUAUUGCAGCUAAUGUUAAAGAUUCUUGUAAAACAAAAGGUCUUUCUAAGAUGGCUUGUUUAUCAAUAGUAAUAGAACCUUGUUAUUGGGAAGAUGAUCAAUGUAAUUAAUUCAUCCCUGAUGAAAAUAUCAACUAAUGUGAUAAAUAAACUUUAACCAAUAGUUUGGCUUGUUAAUACAUUGAUUACUAAGAAUAAUUCUGUACAUAUGAUCCAAUUAAUUUUGUUUGUACAAAUGUUUUAAAUAGAUUUUAGUAAUGUAAUCAACCAGGAUUAAAUAAAUAUGCAUGUACUGCUCUUUUGUAUGAACCAUGCUAAUUUGUGAAUUUUCAAUGUACUUCUUACAAAAAUACAUCAGCAAUAUGUUAUGGAAUAGAAAAUGUAAAUCCAUUAGCAUGUGCCAUUUAAGUUUUUUAAAAAUGUCAUUAUCAAUAAGCUACUUAUAGUUGUUAUGGAGUUCCAUUGAAAAUACCAUGUAAUUCUAAAGGAAUUAAUCAAAUUGCCUGUUAUUUAUAACCAGAUUGUGUAUGGGAUUAUGAUACAUAUACUUGUUAAUAUAAAACUAAUCUUAAAGUAAAUAUAUGUUAUUAGUUAAAUCAAGACAGUUGUAUUCAAAACAGUAUUUGCUAUUUUGAUAACAAUAAUUGUAGAUUAAAAAGAUGUAUAGAUUUAAAUGAUGUAGAAUGUUUAAAUACAAAUUCUUUAAAUAAUGAAAAUUGUUACUUAGAUAUUUAAAAUAAAUGUUAAAUUGCUAAAUAAUGUGAAGAUAUAGUUUAUCUUAAUGAAAAAUAAAGAUGUGAUAAAUUCUUUUUUAAUUCUAUUUCAUGUUAUUAAAUCAAUAAUAAUUGCGUAUCAUCAUUAGCAAUUGAUAAAAUUUGUCCAUAAACAGAUUGUUCCCCAACUUUUUGUGUUAACGAUAAUUAUGUUUGUAGAGCUAUAUAAUGUUCUGAUUAUGAUUAAAAAAGUUGUCCAAAAAAUAAUUGUGCUUUUAUAGAUAAUUAAUGUGUAACAAUUACAACUUGUGCAGAUAUUAGUAAUGGUUACAUUUGUGAUUAAAGUUUUAUUAACAAUUAAUAAUGUUCAUGGUAACCAUCUGCCUUAAGAAUAGGGCCUUAUCAUUGUACAAAUAAACCUUGCUAGUAAACUUUUAUAAAUUAUUAUCUUUAGUCUCUUUGGAUCUUCAUGGUAGUAUUGUUAAGGAAAUGAAAUGAAUGAUUAAACUUGUUUUGUUACUAAAUAUGCUUAAUGUGAAUCAUGUGAAGAGUAAACAGAUCAAGCUACAUGUUUAGAAUCAAAACUAUGUACUUUUAAUAAUAAUUAAUGUAAAUCAAUCUUGUGUAAGCAUUUCACAAAUGAACAACUAUGUAAAGCUUCCUCAAGAUGUUAUUGGAGUUCUCAUGAUAAUGUUUGUAGAAAAUAAUGUGAUAAAAUUGUUGAAUAAGAAUAAUGUGAUAUGAUUGAUUAUGAAUGCAAUUGGAAUCAAUUCAAAUAUAUUUGUGAAACUGGAUAGGAAAUAGAUCCUGAUCUUAGCUAUAAUAUUCCUGAUUCAGAUGUUAGUGCUCACAUUAUCAAAUUAUUCUUGAUUAUUUAUCUAUUUUAUUAGUGAU